Molecule: messenger RNA, 2202 nt
Organism: Penicillium paradoxum
Lineage: Eukaryota; Fungi; Ascomycota; Eurotiomycetes; Eurotiales; Aspergillaceae
Gene: dus3
Product: tRNA dihydrouridine synthase DUS3
Exons: 3
Coding region: 1-2202 (733 amino acids)
Biological process (GO): tRNA processing
Molecular function (GO): metal ion binding; tRNA dihydrouridine synthase activity; flavin adenine dinucleotide binding
Source: RefSeq, a predicted model, not a curated record
AUGGACUCAGAAACUGUAAAGAUUCAAACUCCAGAGGUCAGCGCUGUUGCGCCUACCACGGAGGCCCCGAAGCGCGACGCCGCAAGUGGUGAUUCUGGUGCCGCGAGCAUGGAAGAGCCUCCCUCCAAGAAGGUACGAGUGGAUGAAUCCUCCAAACCUGUGCUAGAAGAUAUGCGGGAUAGAGGAAUCGCGUCCAUCAAACCAGAAUAUCGCAUCGAAAUUGCACCAAAGCCACGCCCUGCAGAUGAGACUAGCCCUGACGAUGCCGCCGAGGCUGCUCCUCGAGAUGGCCGCGAUGGCGGUGAUUCUGGCAAGAAGGACAGAGGGAAGAAGAAGAAGAACAAGGGCCAGAACACGAACCGCAGCUAUGGUUCAUCUCGGGACGCGAAGGGCCUUUGCAGCACACGAAUGUUCGCGAAUGAGUUUGCCGCUGGAGAGUGCACAUUCGGCGAGAAAUGCCGAUUUGAGCACGAUCUGCGUGUUUAUUUGAAAGAUCACAAGCGUGCGGAUCUUACAACCCUGAACAGCAUGUGCCCUAUCUAUGAAGCACUAGGCAAAUGCUCUUCCGGUUGGAAAUGCCGCAUGGUUGGCUCACACUCAACCGAAAGAGAAACUGAAGACGGGAAGAAGGAAUUGAUCUUGCUGGAAGACCCAGAACGUAUGGAAAAAGGCCGGCCCCGUGUGCCCAACGCGACACCCGAUGGAAUCGUCAACAUCAUUUCCAACGAAGAUAAAAUCAGCCUCACAAGAAAGAGAGAGGACACUCCUCGGGCUGAUGCUUACACCACAUGGGCUGUCAAGGUGGGCGCGGAGCUGGAGCAGGCCAUUCACCAGCGAUCCACUGUUCGUGAGAAUGGUGAGCUUGUUCAACCAGAUGAACAGAUGAAGAUUGACAGGGAGGAGAACCGUGCUCGAUUCCUCGAGCCUCCUUUCAUGCCAUCUGAGAAAAGACGCAUCUAUUUCGGACCUGAGACCCCUGUUCUGGCACCUCUUACAACUCAAGGAAACAUGCCAUUCCGACGACUCUGUGGGGAUCUGGGUGCGCAGUUCACCUACUCAGAGAUGGCCAUGAGUAUGCCUUUGAUCCAAGGCUCAAAGUCUGAAUGGACUUUGUUGAAGGCUCACGAGUCGGAGGUGGCCCCGCCAGUUUAUAUCCCUGGAGACAAUGUUGUUCAGGGCUAUGAUAACUCCAAGGACUCCAGGUUUGGUGCCCAGAUUGCUGCUAACAAGCCAUGGCAAGCACUAAAGGCUACCGAAGUGCUGUCAAAGUUCACACCCAACCUGCGUGUCAUUGACCUGAACUGCGGCUGCCCCAUCGAGCUUGUGUUCCGUGAUGGAGCUGGCUCAGCUCUUCUCGACCAUCACUCGAAGUUGGAAAAGAUGAUUCGUGGCAUGAACGCUGUCUCACAGGAAAUUCCGAUUACUGUCAAGAUCCGUAUGGGAACCAAGGACAACCAACCUACCGCCCAGAAGCUGGUUGAACGUAUGGUCCUCGGUGGAUACGAAUCCAGUGUUCUGGACCUCGGUCCUCCAGGUGCUGCAGCCAUUACUCUGCACGGGCGGAGUAGACAGCAGCGCUACACCAGACAGGCAGAUUGGGGAUACAUUUCCGAAUGUGCAGCUCUUAUCAAGCGCCUUAACCAGAAGCAAGCUGAACUCACUGACACCAUCCGUGAGCCGGAUGCCCGCCACAUGCCCAAUGGAGGCAAGACUUACUUCCUUGGAAAUGGCGACUGCUUCUCCCAUGUCGACUAUGAUGACCACGUUAACAAUGCCGGAGUGGACUCUGUGAUGGUAGCCCGUGGGGCUUUGAUCAAGCCAUGGAUCUUCGAGGAGAUCCAGACCGGCCAGUAUCUGGACAAGUCUGCGACCGAACGUCUGGCCUAUAUCGAGAAGUUCGUAAAGUAUGGUCUUCAGGCCUGGGGCUCUGAUGAGCAUGGUGUUGGAACUACUCGUCGUUUCCUGCUAGAAUGGCUAAGCUUUGCUUACCGUUAUGUUCCAAUCGGUCUGCUCGAACAUCUCCCUCCCAAUAUCCAGGACAGACCUCCUGCUUGGCGUGGCCGGAAUGAGCUGGAGACACUCAUGGGUAGUGGCAACUACAAAGACUGGAUCAAGAUCUCUGAAAUGUUCCUCGGUCCUGCACCUGACACCUUCAACUUCGAGCCCAAGCACAAGUCGAAUUCUUACGAGGCCGAGGGUUAG